Aspergillus uvarum CBS 121591 is the source of this 1803-nucleotide messenger RNA. Its product is annotated as phenylalanine--tRNA ligase subunit beta. The transcript has 9 exons. The coding region runs from base 1 to 1803 and encodes 600 amino acids. Gene Ontology annotation, biological process: phenylalanyl-tRNA aminoacylation. The record is from RefSeq and is a predicted model, not a curated record. Gene Ontology annotation, cellular component: cytoplasm; phenylalanine-tRNA ligase complex. Gene Ontology annotation, molecular function: magnesium ion binding; RNA binding; phenylalanine-tRNA ligase activity. Lineage: Eukaryota; Fungi; Ascomycota; Eurotiomycetes; Eurotiales; Aspergillaceae.
AUGCCCACUAUUUCGGUCGACAAGGCCGCCCUCUUCGAGGCGCUCGGACGGGAGUAUACCACCGAGGAAUUCGAUGAGCUUUGCUUCGAGUUCGGUGUCGAACUUGACGAAGACACUACGAAUCAGGACCGCCCGAUCGUGAAUGGACAGCAAGAGCCCCCUCAACUCAAGAUCGAGAUCCCCGCCAACCGGUAUGACAUGCUGUGCUUCGAGGGCAUUGCCCUCAUGCUCAACAUCUUCUUGGGCCGCCAGCCGGUUCCGAACUACAAAUUGGUUGAGCCUGCUAGUGGACAGCUCGAGACGAUCAUCGUCAAGGAGGAUACCAUGAAGGUCCGUCCUUUGGUGUCUGGUGCCAUCCUCCGCAACGUCAAGUUCGACCAAGCGCGCUAUGAAUCCUUCAUUGCCCUGCAAGAUAAGCUCCACCAGAACCUGGCGCGUCAAAGAACUCUCGUGUCCAUCGGUACCCACGAUCUCGACACCAUCCAGGGACCUUUCACCUACGAGGCUCUACCCCCUAAGGACAUCAAGUUCACCCCUCUUAACCAAACCAAGGAGAUGAACGGUGAGGAGUUGAUGAACUUCUACGAGAAAGACAAGCACCUCGGCAAGUACCUGCACAUCAUCCGGGACCACCCCGUCUACCCCGUCAUCUACGACUCGAAGAGAACCGUCUGCUCCCUGCCCCCCAUCAUCAACGGCGAUCACUCGAAGAUCACCCUGGACACCAAGAAUGUCCUCAUCGAGAUUACCGCUCUCGAUAAGACGAAAGUGGAGAUUGUCAACCGUAUGAUGGUCACCAUGUUCUCUCAGUACUGUACUGAGCCUUUCACCAUCGAGCCUAUCAAGAUCGUCUCCGAGCACAACAACGAAACCCGAGUCGUUCCGGACAUCAGCCCCCGCAAGGCCGAGGCGGAGGUCUCCUACAUCAACCAGUGCUGCGGUCUAGAGCUCAAGCCCGAGGAGAUCUGCACGCUCCUGAAGAAGAUGGCCUACGAUGCUAAGCCCUCGACGACGAACCCCGACAUCCUCGACGUCUAUAUUCCCGCCACCCGAGCGGAUGUUCUCCACCAGGCCGAUAUCAUGGAGGAUGUGGCCAUCGCCUAUGGCUUCAACUCCCUGCCCCGCUCCUUCCCCAGCAAGUCCGGCACCAUCGCCCAGCCCCUCCCUAUCAACAAGCUCACCGACAUUGUGCGCGUGGAAGCCGCCAUGGCCGGCUGGUCCGAGGUGCUGCCGCUUAUCCUGUGUUCGCACGACGAGAACUUCGGCUGGCUCAACCGCAAGGACGAUGGCAACACGGCGGUCAAGCUGGCCAACCCCAAGACCCAGGAGUUCCAGGUUGUGCGCACCAGCCUGCUGCCCGGUCUCCUGAAGACCAUUCGCGAGAACAAGCACCACGCCGUCCCCAUCAAGAUCUUUGAGGUCAGCGACGUUGCUUUCAAGGAUCUCUCCCUGGAGCGCAAGAGCCGCAACGAGCGCCACUUCGCCGCCGCCUGGUACGGCAAGACCAGCGGUUUUGAGGUCGUCCACGGUCUGCUGGACCGUGUCAUGGCCAUGCUGAAGAGCGCCUUCAUCACUGGCGAGGAGGGACUUGAAAACUCCGCCAUGUCUGAUUCGCAGUACUGGAUCGAGGAGCUCGAUGAACCCACAUUCUUCCCUGGCCACGCCGCCUCCGUUCAUGUGCGCAUAGCCGGCAAGGAGCUCGUGAUCGGUUCCUUCGGUAUCCUCCACCCCACCGUCCUGGAGAACUACGACCUCAAGUACCCCGUCAGCACACUGGAGCUGAACAUCGAGGCUUUCCUAUGA